Molecule: messenger RNA, 4146 nt
Organism: Lottia gigantea (owl limpet)
Lineage: Eukaryota; Metazoa; Mollusca; Gastropoda; Lottiidae
Exons: 31
Coding region: 1-4146 (1381 amino acids)
Molecular function (GO): protein binding
Source: RefSeq, a predicted model, not a curated record
AUGACGUGCAACCAUUUUAUCAACAUAAUAUACCUCUUAUGUUUAUUGCUAUUAGGCCAAGUAUCAUGUAAUGUUGGAGACAGUUGUACUGAAGGUAAUGUUACAACAUGUGGUGGUGAUCCUACAGGUACAGGAGGAUAUCAAUGUGAUAACAGUAAUCGAUGUCAAUGUACUGCUGACUAUUAUGAUUCUAGUGGAGUUUGUACAGCAAAAUCGGGAUUUAAUGGGAUAUGUAACAGUACCACAGAAUGUUUUGGUAACUUGACAUGUUUAUCUGAUGGUAAUUGUGGUUGUGAUAAUAAUACUCAUUAUCAUGAUGGUAAUAUUAAUUGCGUUCAGAAACUAGGUAUUAAUGGAGUGUGUACCAGUACCACUGAAUGUCUUGGUAACUUGACAUGCUCAUCUGAUACCGAUAGAAAAUGUGUUUGUGAUGAUACUCAAUAUCAUGAUGAAGGAGGAUAUGGUGAUUCUUGUACCACAGAAAACUCUUGUAAUGUUGUAAAUGGUAGUUGUUAUAUGACAAAAUGUUCCUGUAAUGAGAAUUAUUAUACAGAUAACAACAUGUGUAAACCAGUUGCUGAACUAAAACCUACCGGUGUUGUAAUAGAAGGAACACCAACAUCAAAGGCUGGAUAUAGAGAAACAUGUGUUACACCAGGUACUGAUCAAUGUGGUGAUCCAAAUACAGAAUGUGUAGAUAUUGGAGAUGGUAAUAAAUGUUACUGUAAAGAAGGUUUCUAUACAAACAAUAAUCAGUGUAAUAAUGCUGCAGAAUUGAAAACCACUAUUGCUGGUUUAAUUCCAAAGACUAACACUGCAACAGUUACAUGGACCCUACCAACCAAUAGUCAAUUUAUAACCAGUAUUAGUAUAGAAGUAAAUGGUAUUAUAAAUAAAUCUAGUAUAAGUAACACUGCUACAUCUAGUGAAAUUACUGGUUUACAACCUGGUACUAUGUACAGUAUUAAAGUUAUAUCUAUAGUUAAUACUGAUAGAAAUCCAAAGUAUGAAGUUAAAUCAGAGGCAGUACCAACCACAACAAAACAACCACCUGGUAGUAACUGUAACACGAGUGAUACACAGUCAUGUACUGGUAAUUUAACAUUAGAAUCUGGUAGUAACUGUAACCCAAGUGAUACACAGCCAUGUACUGGUAAUUUAACAUGUAUCAAUAAUAAAUGUGGAUGUCAAGAUGAUCAUUACCUAUAUGAUAAUAAUUGUUAUCCAAAAUUAGGAUAUAAUGGAGAUUGCAGUAAUUCAAAUGAAGUCUGUAUUCCUGAUUUAAUAUGUUAUACUGCUACUUCAACAUGUAAAUGUAAUACUGGUUAUUAUAGAUUUACUAAUCAAUGUAAACCAGAAAGUUAUAAAGAUAGUAAUUCUAGAUGUAAAUAUAAAUCUGGUGAAUAUAGAUCUACUAAUCAAUGUAGACCAGAAAUUUAUAAAGAUAGUAAUUCUAGAUGUAAAUAUAAAUCUGGUGAAUAUAGAUGUGAUAAUCAAUGUAAACCAGUGUCUGAAUUGAAGCCAACUAAUUUUAGAGCGACAGGUUCAACUGCUACUAGCUUAACUUUCUCUUGGAAUGUACCCAGUGAUACUUAUAUUAAUGAAUAUGUAAUCAGUGGAAACAGUUUUCAAGAUACAACUAUUCAGGUCUCUACAGCUCGUACUGAUACAGUAACUGGUCUAUCAUCAGGAACUGAUUAUACUAAUAUUAAGAUAACAACUAAAGUUAGAACUGAUAGAGGUAGUACUACUGAAGAUGCUGUGUCUGAUGAGAUAACUGAUAGUACCAGGUCUGAUCCUGUUAAAGAUUUAAUUAUAACUAACAUCAAUAGUAGAAAUCUUACUGUAUCUUGGUUUUAUCCUGAUGAAGAUAUGGGUGUUCUUACUGCUUAUAUAUUAGAUGUGAAGAUUGGUAGUGAAUGUAUUCAACAAUAUAUAUAUGUUACUGAUAUUAAUAAUAAGAUAUUGGUACUGUUACUGAUAUUAAUAUCAAGUGGAAACAGUUUUCAAGAUACAACUAUUCAGGUCUCUACAGCUCGUACUGGUACAGUAACUGGUCUAUCAUCAGGAACUGAUUAUACUAAUAUUAAGAUAACAACUAAAGUUAGAACUGAUAGAGGUAGUACUACUGAAGAUGCUGUGUCUGAUGAGAUAACUGAUAGUACCAAUCCUGGUAAACCUGGGCCUUUAAAUUCUGAUAAUAACUAUGAUACUACUAAAGUAAUGAACAUUGGAUUUGUUAAACCAACUGGUGGAGUAGAUAAAUACAUUGUAGAAAUAACAGGACCAGGUCUUAACACUCCUUUUACACAAGAACCAACUACUAAUAGUAUAACUGUACCAGCUAAUACAUUACAAUCUGGUAGACAAUACAGUAUCAGUAUUAUUGCUGUAUAUAAUGGAAAGAAUAGUGUAGAGUUUGUAGGUGUUUUCAACACACUUUCAGUAGGGUCUGAUCCUGUUAAAGAUUUAAUUAUAACUAACAUCAAUAGUAGAAAUCUUACUGUAUCUUGGUUUUAUCCUGAUGAAGAUAUGGGUGUUCUUACUGCUUAUAUAUUAGAUGUGAAGAUUGGUAGUGAAUGUAUUCAACAAUAUAUAUAUGUUACUGAUAUUAAUAAUAAGCCAACGACUAAUAAUUGUGCAGGUGUAACACCAACAUAUAGUGUAAAAGAUUUAAAAGCUGGUAUUAUACAAAUAAUAACUGAUUUGUUACCAUAUAUCAACUAUACUCUUAUAGUUACACCAUAUAAUAAUGUUGGACCAGGAUCUGUAGCUUCUAAAUCAGCACUAACACUUGCAGAAGCUGCUGGUGAACCAAGUAAUUUGAAUGUACCAGAAAUCAAUGCUAAGAGCUUUCUUGUGACUUGGAAUAAACCAUCUCUGAAAACUGGACCAACAACAUAUUAUUUGUAUUUAUAUGAACAGAAAGAUCUGUCAAAUAACCAGGCUAGUCUAUUAGUCAAAACAUAUGCUGUACAAGGUUUUGAUACUGAAGAAUAUCGAGUUAAUGAUGUAGUUAGCUACUGGUAUUAUAGAGUGGAAUUACAGGCAUCUACUGCUGCUGGAAAUAGUUCGAUUAAAAUUAUUUCAGAAUUUCAAACAUCAUCAUCACCUCCAGGAAAAGUUGAAAGUCUAACAGUACGCCAUAAAAGUGAAAUAUUUACAUCAGCAGAAGUCAGCUGGAGUUGUAUUAAAGAAAGAAAUCGACAUGGAGUUAUUAUGUACUACACAUUGACUUCUACUCUAGUGAAUGAAGAUCCUAGAGAUAUUCAACCUAAGGAAAUUUGUACAUUUACUGAAACCGUCAGAGUAAAGCCGGGAGAAGAUAUUACAUUUACAGUUUUUGCUACUAAUAUGGACUUUAAAGGAGAAGAGACAGUUAUAAAAUAUCCAGCACCUACAGGAAAACCAAAACUACCAAAGGAAGAUAUAAUUUUGAUACCAAACUCUGAAGUCAUUGAACAGACAUCAUUCUCUGUAACAGUUUGUCCUAGUUGUUUAAGAGAUGAAACUAAUGGUCCUGUAAAGAUAACAGCAUUAUUAGUCUGUGUUAAAGACAAAUGUGAUAUCAAUGAUAAUCAGCUAACUGUAGCAAAGGUUAGAAGUUACGCUAAUUGGCAGAAAGUCAGUGCUCAAUCAUUUGAUGCACCAUAUAGAGUAACAAAGGAUACCUGGUAUGGUGAUAAAGGGAAGGAUUCGACCUCUCCAAAAUGUACAGGCCUAGGUUGGUACCCAAGAAACCAAGCGAGGAAUUCUAGCUGUGUCAUGCACUGCUCUGUAUCUCAACCAAUAGGAACCUACAAAACAAAAGGCGAUGACAGUAUUUCUCCAGCAGUGGCAGGGAUUGUUGGCGCCCUAGUAACUUUUAUAGCGAUGAUCGUUGGAAUAGUCAUUUAUUGUAUAGUGAAAAGAAGAAGAUCGAAACAAAAGGAAAGUAAAGAAGGAACUGUAAACUACACACCACACUCAAAUGGAACUUCGAAUCCUGAGACUGCAGCAUAUGUCAACCUCCCAAAUCGCAACAGUGACGUUGAAACUGCAGCGUAUUACGUCAAUGUUCCAGAUCAAAGACACAAUGAAGAACAAGGUCCAUAUGCGUCUUCAGAUGAUGAUUUAACACCUCCCGUUUAUGAAACUCUCAAAUGA